AGAUGGUAAAAGAAAGAGUGAAUGCAGGAGUCACAAAUGUCAAGGGAAUCAGGCACUGCAUUCGCCAAAGUCUUGCUAAAAAUAGAAAAAGAACAUCUUUCUCUUUAAGCCAAACCCCCAUUUCGUGAUUGCCGAGCGUCCAUCACCGGUAGUUUCAAUCUGCACAGCCAGUGAUCUCACUGAAAUCUAAAGCAAAAUAGUCAUUCUUUUCUUUCCUUUUUUUUUUUUUCCCCUUUUUUGAGGGUUUGUUUUUUAACUUGACCAAUUGACUCUGGCCCAAAAAACCCUAAUGAUGACGGACCAAGAGCCUCUUACUCUUAGUGUUGUUCAUGAGAAACCCGAGGCCUCUGCUUUCAUGGCAGGUGUUGAGGAUGUCACUGUGAAGGGGGACAAUACCCGUUUUAGAGCCGAUCGUGGCCGGUCAACCCGUGGCCUUGUUGCUGCUGUGACCAGUCUUGGUGUCAACAGGAAGAAAAGGAUGGCCAGACAGAGACGAUCUUCCUCCUACAAUCUUUUCUCCUUUGCUAAUUCUUCAUCUUCCUCCACCUCGCACUUGCCUCCCACCACUCUCCCUGCACGUGUGAUUGAUCCAAAGAGGCUGAGAUUUCUUUUCCAGAAGGAACUUAAGAACAGUGAUGUGAGCUCCCUCAGGAGAAUGGUACUCCCAAAGAAAGCAGCUGAGUCUUUCCUCCCCAUUCUCGAGUCCAAGGAAGGUAUUCUCAUCACCAUGGAUGACCUGGAUGGCCUCCAUGUGUGGAGCUUCAAAUACAGGUUUUGGCCUAAUAACAAUAGCCGAAUGUAUGUACUUGAAAAUACAGGAGACUUUGUAAACACGCACGGGUUACAGUUUGGAGACUUUAUCAUAGUUUACCAAGACAGUCAGAAUCAGAAUUAUGUCAUUCAGGCUAAAAAGGCUUCUGAUCAAGAUGUAAUAUAUACUAACAUCACUAGUACUGAUGUCAAUGACAUGUUUCUUCACGAGUACGAAGUAAACCAUUUGAGCUCCAUUUACGCAAAUUAUCCUAACAGCGAUGACACAACGAUGUCGUUUAUUUAUGACACCACGGCCUUCUCAAAUGACUCUCCAUUGGAUUUUUUGGGUGGAUCACUCACCAGCUAUUCAAGGAUUGGAGCUCUGCAGGAAAGCUUUGGAUCUGUUGAGAACUUAUCUCUUGAUGAAUUCUACUGAAACUAGUCUUCUUUUGGUUAAAGGAACAGGGCAGUGCCUUAUUUUGGCCCUAAGCAGUAACUCAAGUGUUUGUUGUUGCUUGUCAAAGUAGAAAUUGAAUAAAGAGCAAGUGGAAAACUUGUAAACUACACAUCCUGUGUUGUUUGUUCCUCUUAAAGAAACUAAUUAAGUUAAUAACACUGCUUUUAUAUAUUUGCGUG
Molecule: messenger RNA, 1389 nt
Organism: Mangifera indica (mango)
Lineage: Eukaryota; Viridiplantae; Streptophyta; Magnoliopsida; Sapindales; Anacardiaceae
Product: B3 domain-containing transcription factor FUS3-like
Exons: 6
Coding region: 290-1189 (299 amino acids)
Molecular function (GO): DNA binding; DNA-binding transcription factor activity
Source: RefSeq, a predicted model, not a curated record